AUGCUGCAGUGCCCGAAAAUCCUUGCCAGAGCAGUGCGGGCCAGGCAUAGUGUCAAGAUUGACAACAUCACUUGCACGCAAGACGAAGUGAUUUCGGUGAAGGAGGAGCUCAGGGAAAAAUUCUCAAAGUUCGGAGAGAUUGGGGAUGUGUAUAUACCAAGAGAUCGAAAUUUUGCGUUUGUUCGCUAUCUGGAGAAGCGCGAUGCUGAAGAUGCCGUUGAUGCGAUGGAUGGUAAGGACAUAAUGGGCCAGGAGAUCAGCGUGUCCCUUUCCAUGCAGGUUCGCGGCGUCGCCGGGAUGACUCCCGGUCUGAGCGCGGAGCCCAGGUACUUCACGAUCGAGCCCCUAGAACUUCCGCGCAUUGGACCAGAAGGAAUGUCACAGGGAGAGUUCAGUUCCGUCCGUGGGGCUUGCUGGGCGACGCCCGCAGACCACAUUCGUCGCGCUCAGCUUCGCGAGAACGGCGUCGGCGUAGAAGGGGCAGGCGAGAUGAGUCGCGAAGCCGUCGCCGUCGCCGGCGUCGAUAGCAUCAAGAGGCUGCAAUGGCGCUGGCCCGCGUGUGCAUGCCCGAAAGCAAGCGGCAGACAGCCCUUGUGUGGCAACUUCCAACCAGCGAAGCUGUCACCACAAGCAAUCAACUCCAGUAAUUUCAGUUUCCUCGUCCUAGUUUCCAGUGACUCCGGUGUUUGGCACCGUAUGACACGAACCCAGCCGACAAGCUCGCUGUCUGCGGAUGGACCACAGGGCUGCAGCCACUUUAGCGAGAAAGCUCUGUGCGGUUUUGGAUCACUUAUGCCAUCGGCCAGUUGCAAGAUUUCGUCUGCCAUAGGCGCAGGAGAGCAUCAGCUGGAAGAUCUGCUCGCGGCCGCACGUGCAUUGGGCUCAAGAAUUCACGCUCUGCUCUUUUCGCCGCCAUGA
Molecule: messenger RNA, 918 nt
Organism: Symbiodinium sp. CCMP2456
Lineage: Eukaryota; Dinophyceae; Suessiales; Symbiodiniaceae
Source: the annotation of a GenBank genome assembly